AUGUGUGGAUCCAUAUGGAGAAGACCUUGUUGGCCCGAGAAGGAAGAUGGUGAGUUGGUGACAGAGAAGCUGGAAAGGAUUUUUCAGGUGGAGCACGUUCAUGGUUUGACCCAUAAUUUUUUUUUUCUGUUAUGGUUUGAUGCAAGGCCACAAAUCCUCGCCGACGCCUCACAGACGUUAGUUCACAAUUCGCAGCUCUGCCUCGCCGCGUAUCAUCUUGGAGCAGCCCGUCCACAGCCGUCUAAUGCCGUGAUGGAGAAAUCGGUCGGCGGAGAUGUAGAAGAGAAAUUAGGCAUCAAAGCUCGCGGAGAGCUCGCAGAGGCAGACAAAUAUAAGACCUGGAUGGUGGGUGGCUCACGACGGCGGAGGAGAUGCUGGAAAUCUUGCGGCACAAGAGAUGGUGCAAAACUCGUGGGUAUUCUUGUGGGUUGGUGGCUGAAAAUU
Messenger RNA from Striga asiatica, 444 nucleotides. The record is from the annotation of a GenBank genome assembly. Lineage: Eukaryota; Viridiplantae; Streptophyta; Magnoliopsida; Lamiales; Orobanchaceae.